Molecule: messenger RNA, 2236 nt
Organism: Elephantulus edwardii (Cape elephant shrew)
Lineage: Eukaryota; Metazoa; Chordata; Mammalia; Macroscelidea; Macroscelididae
Gene: USP49
Product: ubiquitin specific peptidase 49
Exons: 7
Coding region: 223-2169 (648 amino acids)
Biological process (GO): protein deubiquitination
Cellular component (GO): cytoplasm
Molecular function (GO): zinc ion binding; cysteine-type deubiquitinase activity
Source: RefSeq, a predicted model, not a curated record
CGCGCCCUGGUGACAGCUCGCGCGUGCUGAUGAUGGCGAUUCUUUGGAUGGGAAGAGACCUUGAAAGGACCUCUACUUUAUCCUGCAACGUCAGUCAAUAUCCCACUUAAAUCAUCCCAGGUAAUAAAGAAGAAGAAACUUCACCAGUGACUCUGGAGUAAUAUGGAAGAAGAUGGAAAAAGCUUGUUAAAUGGGUUAAAAGAGUGGAGACUUCUUUAAGACAUGGAUAGAUGCAAACAUGUAGGGCGGUUGCGCCUUGCCCAGGACCACUCCAUCCUGAACCCUCAGAAGUGGUGCUGCAUGGAGUGCUCCACCACGGAGUCAGUGUGGGCUUGUCUGAAGUGCUCCCACGUGGCCUGUGGCCGGUACAUUGAGGAUCACGCUCUGAAACACUUUGAAGAGACUGGACACCCCCUAGCCAUGGAAGUCCGGGAUCUCUACGUGUUCUGCUACCUGUGCAAGGACUACGUACUCAAUGAUAACCCCGAGGGGGACCUUAAAUUGCUGAGAAGCUCCCUGUUGGCAGUCAGGGGCCAGAAACAGGACGAGCUGGUGAAACGUGGGCGGACGCUGCGGUCCAUGGCUUCGGGCGAGGAUCUGGUCCAGCUGCAGCGCACUCCUCAGGGACAGCCGCAGAUGCUGACGGCUCUGUGGUACCGGCGCCAGCGCCUGCUGGCCAAGACGCUGCGGAUCUGGUUCGAGAAGAGCUCCCGGGGCCAGGCCAAGCUGGAGCAGCGACGACAGAAGGAGGCGCUAGAGCGCAAGAAAGAGGAGGCGCGACAGCGGCGACAAGAAGUGAAGCGGAGGCUCCUGGAAGAGCUGGCCAGCGCCCCUCCGCGCAAGAGCGCGCGGCUGCUGUUGCACCCACCCCGCAAUGUGGCCAAGGCCAUGGCCCAGAGGCGGCCCUCCACUCUCCCUACCUCACGGAAAGGCCCUGGUGGCAAACUCAAGCCACACCGCAAGCCAGCCGUGGCCCCCGGCGUCACGGGCCUGCGGAACCUGGGGAACACCUGCUACAUGAACUCCAUCCUCCAGGUGCUGAGCCACCUCCAGAAGUUUCGAGAAUGUUUUUUGAAUCUUGACCCUUCCAAAACGGAACAACUAUUUUCCAAAGCAACCAAUGGGAAAGCUCAGCUCUCCAGCAAACCUGCUAGCAGCUCAGCCACCAACGUGUCCAGCAGGAGCGACAAGGCUGAGUUUUGCGACCGGGAGGGUCUUUGCUUGAACGGAGGGGUCUCCAUCAGCAGGAGUCUAGAACUCAUCCAGAACAAAGAGCCCAGCUCAAAGCACAUUUCCCUCUGCCACGAACUGCACACCCUCUUCCGAGUCAUGUGGUCUGGAAAGUGGGCCCUCGUGUCUCCCUUCGCCAUGCUUCACUCUGUGUGGAGCCUGAUCCCCGCCUUCCGAGGCUACGACCAGCAGGAUGCACAGGAGUUUCUCUGUGAGCUCCUGCAUAAAGUUCAGCAGGAACUCGAGGCUGAGGGGACCACGCACCGGAUCCUCAUCCCCUUCUCCCAGCGGAAGCUUACCAAGCAGGUCUUAAAGGUGGUGAAUACCAUAUUCCACGGGCAGCUCCUUAGUCAGGUCACAUGUAUAGCAUGCAAUUACAAAUCCAAUACCAUUGAGCCCUUUUGGGAUCUGUCCCUGGAAUUCCCUGAACGCUACCACUGCAUAGAAAAGGGGUUUGUCCCUUUGAAUCAGACAGAGUGCCUGCUCACUGAGAUGCUGGCCAAGUUCACAGAGACAGAGGCCCUGGAAGGGAGAAUCUACGCUUGUGACCAGUGUAACAGCAAACGACGAAAAUCCAAUCCAAAACCCCUUGUUCUGAGUGAAGCUAGAAAGCAGUUAAUGAUCUACAGACUACCUCAGGUCCUCCGGCUGCACCUUAAAAGAUUCAGGUGGUCUGGCCGUAAUCAUCGAGAGAAGAUUGGGGUCCAUGUCGUCUUUGACCAGGUAUUAACCAUGGAACCUUACUGCUGCAGGGACAUGCUCUCCUCUCUUGAAAAAGAGACCUUUGCCUAUGAUCUCUCCGCAGUGGUCAUGCAUCACGGGAAAGGGUUUGGCUCAGGACACUACACAGCCUAUUGCUACAACACAGAGGGAGGUGCGUGCGCUUUACUCUGUGGGGACGGGGACACGGAAGAGGGUUGGUUUGUCCACAUUUUAUAAAGCCAUGGUCAUCUAUGGAGGAAAGAACAUACCAUUAAAAUCUAGGGGAAUGAAUUAUGAAGCUUGA